AUGGCGAGAGAAACAAAGGACGUUUGGGUUGCUCUUAUGGGCGUUACUGGCUCUGGGAAAAGCACAUUUAUUUCCCAUUGCACUGGCCAGAAAGCCACUGUCGGAAAUGGUCUCCAGUCGUGCACACGCAAUGUUGAGGUCUACAGUUUCACCUACCGACCCGGACUCACGGUUCAUUUGGUCGACACUCCAGGCUUUGACGACACCAACAGGCAAGAUGGUGCUGUCCUCGGAGAGAUCUCAGGAUGGCUCAGCAAGACCUACACCGAGCAGAUCUACCUCAGCGGCAUCCUUUACUUUCAUCGCAUCAGCGACGUCCGGAUGCAGGGCACAGGAAAAAUGAACAUGUGGCUCCUCCGGAAGCUCUGUGGUCGCGGGGCGGUGAACAAGGUCGUUCUUACUACCACCAUGUGGGAGUUGGUCGAAGAGAGCACGGCCGAGCAGAGACUGAAAGAAUUGGAGGAGACCGAGGAGUUUUGGGGAUACAUGAAGAAAAAUCGCGCUGGAGGCCACCGACACUACAACAACAAAGAGUCGGCACUGAAUGUCCUUAGCCGGUUCGUGCCCCAGGAGCUCAAUGUUGAGCCUGAAGUUAUAAAGCUGGCUAUACAGACUGAGCUGGCUGAUGAUCACAAAACUCUUGAUCAAACCGGCGCAGGAAAGAUGCUCAACGCGGAAUGGGUUCAAGAGAAGGAGUCUCUCGAGAAUGAGCUUGUUCAACUUCUACAAGAACAACAGGAGGAGAUGAAGCAAUCAGUCGAGAGGAUGCGCCUCGAGCAGGAGAAACUUAGGGUCACGAUGGAACAGUUGCAUGCUGAGCGACUGGCCAAGAUGAGGGAGAUGCUGGAGCAACAGAGAGACGCUACUGAGUCUCUGAAUGCAGACUUGUGGGAGAAGGAGAGGGAGCGACAACAAGAGCAGAAGCGCCACAAGGAGGAGAAGCUCCGAAAUAAGAAAUUGGCAGCUGAACAGCAGAAGACUAUUCGUGAUCUGACGGUGAAGCUGAGCCCGGUGCAAUCUCCCAGUGCUGCUGAGCCACCACCAUGGACUCCAUCUGUAUUCGAAGAACAAAAGCCAGCCGAACCAAGCUGGCAAUGGGAACACACCCAAAGCCAGGACACGGUCUUCAGCGCUCACUGGACACUUGGCUUUACUCCUGACGGGAAGAAGCUCAUCGCCGGACACAACGAGAAAAGAAUAUCGGUUUUCAGCCGCGACGAGCAAGGGCAAUACCACAUCACGCAAGAGUUUAAAUGCUGGAGCACGAGCAAGUGGAAACGAAAGGGGUAUAGCCGAAUUACCGUCACCAUGAGACCAGACGGCCGUACCUUUGCGGUAUCUGCCGAGAACCGACGUAUCCAAAUUUACGAUUUGAAUGGCUCGGGCAUGUUUCGUCAAACGCAAAAACUUGAUCAGAAGGCCAGGAUGAUGGCCUCGUCGCCAGACGGCGAAUACCUGGUAUCGAUUACGAAUAUGUUUGACGGCAAGGUUCAGGUUUGGAAGGGGUUUGACACUCCUUUGCUACCCAUGAAGUGCGUUGAAGAGAAGAUCGUGCAUGACCUUGGGGGCAGCGUCGCCGGGUCCAUGGCCUUUAGUUCAGAUGGACGCCUAGCUUUGGUGUUGAGCGACAAAGUCAUCAUGUGUGCCCUAAACACGCUCACUGGAAUUCUCACCAAAACACAAGUCCUACCUUCAGACUUAAGCUCGAUCGAGAGUCUGACAUGGGCCCCAGAUGGCCGCACCCUCGCGUGCUCGGGACCCAGGAAAGAGCACGUCGAAAUCUGGACAACGGGACACGACGGGCAGAUGCAGCGGGUGGCAAAACUCGACACGCCCUGGGACUGGUGCAGACGUAUGUCUUUCUCGCCUGAUGGCAAUUUCUUGGCCAUUGCGUAUGAGUUUCAGGGGUGA
Fusarium falciforme is the source of this 1911-nucleotide messenger RNA. Its product is annotated as G domain-containing protein. The record is from RefSeq and is a predicted model, not a curated record. Bases 1 to 1911 code for a protein of 636 amino acids. The transcript is spliced from 4 exons. Lineage: Eukaryota; Fungi; Ascomycota; Sordariomycetes; Hypocreales; Nectriaceae. Gene Ontology annotation, molecular function: GTP binding; protein binding.